UCAAACCGCUAUCAUUUUCUAUCUCUCUUUCUCUCUCUACAGAUUUCAUCGUCUCUUUCCCCCAUCAUCGCCUGAUCAAGAAUCAACGACAGAUUUCGAUCAUGAGUUGUCUUUCUGUAUGUUUUAAACCUAAGACAGAUGUACCCAAAUACCAAGCCAAAGAGAAUGAUGAAGAUAUGGGUGAUUGCAAUGUUAAAAUGUAUACUUAUAAGGAGAUGCAAUUGGCAACGGACAAUUUCAGCAUUGAUAAUAAGAUUGGGCAGGGCGGAUUUGGUUCGGUAUACAGGGGAAAACUCAAAGAUGGGACAUUGGUAGCUCUUAAGCUGCUUUCAGCACAAUCAAAGCAGGGUUUGCGCGAGUUCUUGACUGAAAUCAUUGUGAUCUCGAGUGUAACACACGAGAAUUUGGUUCAUUUAUAUGGUUGUUGCGUCGAAUCGAGCCAACGAAUAUUGGUUUAUGGCUAUAUUGAAUAUGGAAGCCUUGAUCAAACUCUCCUUGGUAGAAAGCAAAGUAGCAUUCAGUUUGAUUGGAAUACGAGGUCUAGAAUUUGUAUCGGAGUUGCUCGAGGACUUGCCUAUCUCCACGAGGAAUUGAGACCACGAAUUAUUCAUCGUGAUAUUAAGGCGAGCAAUAUACUUCUUAGCAAAGACUUGAUUCCAAAGAUAUCUGAUUUUGGUCUCGCAAAGUUAUUCCCAGAUCAUCUUACUCAUGUCACUACAAGAGUGACGGGUACUUUAGGCUAUUUGGCACCCGAAUACGCGGUACGAGGUCAAUUGACAAGAAAAGCGGACAUUUAUAGCUUCGGUGUCUUAUUGAUGGAAAUAGUAAGCGGGAGAUGCCAUACAAACAAGCAACUUCCUACCGGGGAUCAGCACAUUCUUGAAAUGGCAUGGAAAAUGUACGAGGAAGGAAGUCUUGCUGAACUUGUGGACAUAUCAAUAGAGCUAGACAAAGGGUCCGAAGAAGCCUUUAAAUUCUUGAAGAUUGGUCUUCUUUGUACUCAAGGCAUGCCGAAGCUGCGACCUUCAAUGUCCGAGGUGGUGAAGAUGUUAACGGGGAAGAGAAACGUCGAUGAGAAAACGAUAACGAAACCUGGCUUACUUUCCGAACUUAUGAUUCCCCAAAGUUCAAAUGAUACAUCUUCGAUUAAUACUACGUUAAAUGUGGAGUCGGGCCAGCGAAAUGAGUCAUCCUCGUUUGAGAAUUAUACCGACGAAACGUUGCCCACCAUCAAAUGAUUACAAACAUUUGUAAAUAUGGAACAUCUCAUUGUUACUAUUUUGUAUGAGAUAAAUAAAAUUCAGGUUGGUUUGGUUUCGGUUUUGUAAAAGAAUGACAUUUAUGCCCAUGUAUUUUCUCCCAACAUCUUCUCAAGCCAAGGGCGCUUAAGUAA
This is a messenger RNA of Impatiens glandulifera, 1393 nucleotides long. RefSeq names its product cold-responsive protein kinase 1-like. The record is from RefSeq and is a predicted model, not a curated record. The transcript is spliced from 7 exons. Gene Ontology annotation, biological process: protein phosphorylation. Gene Ontology annotation, molecular function: protein kinase activity; ATP binding. Lineage: Eukaryota; Viridiplantae; Streptophyta; Magnoliopsida; Ericales; Balsaminaceae. The coding region runs from base 102 to 1238 and encodes 378 amino acids.